UUUAUUCUAACUCUUGAUGAUGUAUACAGUAAGCUAAAUGACGAUCCUGAAAUAUCAAAUUAGCUUUAUUGUGUAUUGUUUAUUGUUAGGAGUUCGGCUAUACUGAGCGAAAUUUUAUGGAAGACUCCGUGAGUCGUGGCAGCGAGGUCCUCCUCAGCCCCAGUAAAGAUGGCGAUCCUGAAAUGAAGAAGAAAAUGGAGGACCAACAACCCUGUCGUAUUGAUAUAUGUAGAGGGCAAAAACUCGUAGUGACGGUGGAAGAUGCCCAACUUGACCUCCUCCUCGUGUCCUAUGAACAUGGCACUCAAGUUUUCCAAGGAGUUUUGCUCGAUUCAACUAAGAGGAGACUUCCCUGUGGAAUAUAUCCCCCAGGUGGUGAAUUUCCACCAAAACCACCAACAGAUGCCACACCAGUGUCAGAGAAUGAUGAUAAACUCUUCUCUGUGAAGCAGCGACACACUUACUUCCAGCAAGAUACAGCCAUUGUGGAUCCCAACUCGAAAGCCAAAAAGGGGGUGCAGCUUAGAAAGUCAAUUUCUCUUACUCAGCGUUUCAAAAACUCUCGUAUGACAGUGCGUCUAAGACCAAGACAAGUUUUGUGUUCUAAAUGUCAGUCUAUAUGUAAUGAGAAGUCAGAAAAUGUUAGUGGAGCAAAAGGUCAAAGAGCAACUGAGCCACCAACAGCAGCUAAGCCAGUUACUGAAACUCGUGGUAGUACCAGAAGUUCACGUGACAGGAAUUCCCAAGAGCAACACAACAGUGGUACAUCCUCCCAACACAGAAGAGGAGAGCGAUCUCCACAGAAGAAUGUGCGACUGGUUCCUAAAUUAGUAAAAUUGAAACCAAGUGAAAUAGAGGCUGCUACAAAUAAGGGAGUAAGCUGUCUAAGAAAAGGUUCACAGACUCGCAGUACACGAAGUGAUUCGGACUCGUGUGAUAGUGAAGUAAGUGUUGGCUCAAACACAUCUUAUUCUGUGUCGGGAAAUAAUAGUGCUUCAGAUGGCAAAGUACCAAAGUUAAAACUAUCUACCAGUCUUUGCGCAGCUGAAUCAGCAGAAACAAAGCGAAAAGGUCGCAUUCCAAAGAUGACUAUAUCAACUUUUAACCUUGCUUUACAAUCUAGUGAAGGCUCCAAGGAAAAUUGGGAAAGUGAUAGUAGUGAAAUAAGAAACCAGGGUAUACCUAAGAUGAUAUUAUCCACUUCAGGAAUUGUUUCUGAACCUGUCAGUGAUAAAAAAGAUAAAGAUAGUGGGAAAAAUAGAAAACAGUCAGAUUCAAGUGAGGCACAAGUUGAUGCAAAAGAAUUAAGAUUAAGAUCAGGUAAUGUGCAUAAGUUGACGAUCACAGCCACUGGAUUUCAAGACUUUGGGGAGUCUUUAGGUGAUAGGGUAUCUCCCAUACCAAAAUUAACAAUUCUUCCAUUGAUUCCAAAGAAAGAAUGUCAAGAGGAGAAGAUCUCUAGUGAUGUUAAGCAUCAUAAAAUAGGUAAAGGUUUCUUAGAAGAUACUCCUACUGAGAAAAUGAGUUUAAGAAAAAAGCGUUCUUUAGGUUCAAUGGAAGAUCUAUGGGAUGAAAGUGUCUUUGAUGAAACUGCAAAAAAGCACAAAAGAGAAGAGGCAGAAGAAGGGAAAGAAGGCAAUGACUCGCAGAAACUUAUAAGUGAAGACAAAGAUGUAUUAGAAGGAGACAAACCAAAAGCUACACCAGUCCUAAAAAUUUCUUUUGGACCAGAGGGGAAAGGAACAGUCCUCAAAAUCCCAUCCAAGAGUACUGUUGCCACUAUUAGUACUCCUGAAGUAGAUACAGAAGAAGAAAUGACUAAAAAAUAUAAAGACAUUAGUGCAAAAGCAGCUAAAAAAGCAUUGAAAAAGGCAAAAAAAGAAGCUCAAAAGAAGACAAUGCUUGGCGGGGCCUCGCCUGCAUAUAUUGUGGGAGGAAUGUCUCCAAGGUUUGGGGGAAUGUCACCUCUCAGACUUGGUGGCAUGUCCCCAGCAAGGUUGGGUGGUUUCUCACCAGCAAGAUUUGGUGGUACAUCUCCAGCUCGCUUUGGAGGCAUGUCCCCUGCCAGAGCUGCUGCCGUUGAUCUUUCAACUCGUGAUUUGCCUCCAAAAAAGCAUAAACAUAAGGUGAAACACAAAAAAAAACAUAAAGAUGAGCGCAGGCAUAAAUCACCAGAAGAAAGCAAAGCCCAAGUUGAAAUUAAUGAUCAUAAGGAAAACUCUAUGCAUUUACCAGAGUCCAUAGAUCCAGACAUUCCUAUUGAAAAUAUCACUCCCGAUUUACAGUGGAAUGCAUCUGAGGGAAAUGAAUAUCCUAUUGACCAGUCUUCACAAUCAGCUCUUAAUUUUAGUCAAUCCAAUUUAAAUUUGCAAUCUGCUUCCAACUCAGGUAUACCUUUGCAACCUUCUCGACAUAAGCUUUCAAUAUCCAUAAAAAGAGUAAGUAAUGCUAGUUAUGUGGCAUGUGAUUCAAGCCAUUCAGAUGGAGAAAGAACUGUUACCCCAACGAAUCCUGUUUGCCACGAAGAUGUUGCCGAAAAAGCCCAAGAAAUGGCAUUUGAAAUGGACCGUAUCAGACAGGAUAGAUCUCAAGCUGUACCAUUUGAAUCAGAAGAAUAUGGUAAAGAUGCAUCUUCAGAAUUGCUUCAGUCUUAUGAAUUGGAAAGUGCCAGAACAGAAAACUUGCCAUCGUUAAUAGAUACAAUGGAAGAGAGAAGUGAUAGGCCAACAGCAACAACUUAUGGGAUGGAAACUCCAGAGCCUUCCCUUCCAGGCAGUGACUCUCCUGGGAGUGAUGAUGCAUGUAAUGGAGUAGUUCCUGACUUUCCAAGCAGUGCUCCAAAUAUUGAAGGACUUGAUGGCCAACCAAGUGCUGCUCUUUUGAUGAAACUCAGCUGGCAAGAAGUAGAGCAGUGUGAGAUUGGAGAAGGAAGAGUUAUGGCAGUAGGAGAUGUUGUAUGGGGAAAAAUACAUGGAUUCCCAUGGUGGCCAGCAAAGGUGAUGGCAAUUCGUGUCUUACGUGAAGGAAGUGGUGACACUAAGUGGCAGCAGGCUCAUGUUAGUUGGUAUGGCUCCUCCACAUCCUCUCUCAUGCCAGCUAAUACUUUGCAGCCCUUUCUUCAAAUGUUCAAGAUGAGGUAUAACAAGAGGAAGAGGGGGCCAUACAGAGAGGCUAUCAAACAGGCAACAAGUGAAGCUGAACAAACUCAGUCUAACGACUUUGAAUUCCAAGACAGAGAAGACGAUCACCAUCUUCAGCAACAGCAGCAACAGCAACACCAAACUCCAGAAAACCUGCUAGGUGCUUCUCCUCGGGAGGUGGAUGUUGUCAGCUGAGACAUGUAUAUGCCAGGUUGCACUGAGCGUUUCUAAAGUACUUUCACAAGCUAACACCAAAGUCGCCAUCGCUUCCAGCACUUCAAUAAAGGAUCUAACCAAGACAAAAUCAAAACACCAUGAACCACUCAAUGCAGGGGUUUACACUAUACCCUGUGGAGGCUGCAUCAAGAUUUAUGUAGGUGAAACGGCAAGAAACCUCGACACCUGCCUCAAUGAACACAUUUAUGCAUGUAGGAACGACAGCUUGAACAACUCCUGCGUACAACACUGAAAUUCCACCAAUCAUCUCAUGAAAUUCAAGGAUGCCCAAUUAGUGAUCAAAGAAACUAAUUUCUGCAGAUGCAAGUGCCUUGAAUCAUCACUAAUUGCUGUUUCUAAUAUGAUUUAACAAAACAAAGGCAGCUUCACCAUCUUUGAAGUCUUAGCAAGAAUCCUCCUGAAAACAGUAAACCCUGCCAUCACAUAGUCUCUCCUACUACACAAGCACAUUACAGAGAAUGAACACUGAAACAGGCCUUCUCUAUCCAGCCUCCUAUAAAAAUAUUUGUCUAACCUAAUUUUAUGUUACCCAAGUAAUAGCUUUUAUAUCCUUUUACUCAUGUUCAAGUUAAUUGUUCUACCAUAUUGUAUUACUACUACUACUACCACCACUAGUAUUGCACCUCACUCUGAGCCUAUAUACAGUGGGCCCCCGGUUCACAAUAUUAAUCCGUUCCUGAGAGCUCAUUGUAAACCAAAAUUAUCGGAAAGCGAAUCAAUUUUCCCCAUAAGAAAUAAUGGAAAUCAAAUUAAUCCGUGCAAGACACCCAAAAGUAUGAAAAAAAAAUUUUUUUUACCACAUGAAAUAUUAAUUUUAAUACACACAAACUGAAGAAGACAUGCACAGUUACAUGACACUUACCUUUAUUGAAGAUCUGGUGAUGAUUGAUGGGAUGGGAGGAGGGGAGAGUGUGGAUGGUCUUAGUGUUUAGAAGGGGAAUCCCGUUCCAUUAGGACUUGAGGUAGCAAGUCCUUUUCUGGGGUUACUUCCCUUCUUCUUUUAAUGCCACUAGGACCAGCUUGAGAGUCACUGGACUUCUCUCGCACAACAUAUCUGUCCAUAGAGGCCUGUACCUCUCGUUCCUUUAUGACUUCCCUAAAGUGUUUCACAACAUUGUCAGUGUAAUAGUCACCAGCAUGGCUUGCAAUAGCUGUGUGAGGGUGAUUUUCAUCACCCUUUUCACAAUGAUCGCUUGAGAGAUGCUAUCUCCUGCUAUCUGUUUUUCAUUUAUCCACACCAAUAACAGUCUCUCAACAUUUUCUAACACUUGCGGUUGCUGUUUCGUAAUCACAGUUGCACCUUUUGCAAGAACAGCUUCCUUGAUUGCCGUUUUCCUGCUCACUAUAGUAGAGAUGGUUGAUUGGGGUUUACUAUACAACCUGACCAGUUCCAACACACACACUCCACUUUCGUACUUUGCAAUUAUUUCUUUCUUCAUUUCAACAGUCAUUAGCACCCUUGGUCUCGAAGGGUUGGCACUAGGAGCUUUCUUGGGGCCCAUGGUGACUUAUUUUGCAGAAACAAGCACCAAAAACAGUGAUAAUAUGGAUAAUAUGGAAUGUACCAAAUGUAUCCUUAGAUGCGCGCACACUGGGUGGCUUGUAAACACUGGUACACACGGGGGAGUUCAGGCCACAAGUGGACACGUCUCGUACGAAUCGUAUCGCAUACCGGGUUUUGUAUCGGGAAGCGAGGCAAAAAUUUUUCGAUCAAAUGCAUCGGCAACCGAAUUUAUCGGAUACCGGUAACAUCGGGAACUGGGGGUCCACUGUAUACCCUCUGUGUUCAUGUACUGUUUGUAACAGCUUGACAAAGUUCCUGGAGAGCAAAACGUUGCCACAAUAAAAAUGUCACAUUAGUUGCACUUGUGUCCUUUUACUUUACAGAGCUUGCUAUUAUUAGAAGAUCCAUUGUAAUCAGUGAAAAACAAAUAUGUACAGUCAAUUCACUUGCUCUCUAAGAUCAAAUAUGUCACAACUACUCUGUUACAUGCCUCUUUUGCCCUCCCUCUUCCUCAUCAAUACACAUAUUCAAAUAAACACACCACCAUAGUAUUAUGUAUCAUUCCAGCUUUCGAAUAUCGUGUAGCAAUGGAAUCAAACUGCAGGCAACAUUAACACACACUCUGAAUAGCCACUGAAAGUUCUUAUUUACUUUGGGCAAUACUGUAAUUGGUUGGAUAUCAGCACUGCUCGUAUUGCUUCAGAUUUGUUGAAAUGACCAUGCUAUUAAUGUUAGGGGCAAGACUUUUGAGUUUAAACAAAAAAAAUUAGAAAGAAGUCUAGUACACCCACACCCACAUUCAAUGCACACAUUGUAUACUGAAUAUAAUGAGAACUUGUAAAAUUUUGAUUUAGUAUAAGUUGUUGUAAAGCAUCAGCUAUUGUAAUACAAGACUGGGAUUUUUAAAUUUUUUUGGUAUCAUGGCUGCUAUCAAUUUUAAGUUACUCUUUAUUCAACCCAGUACAGUAAUAAAGUAGCUUCAGCUAUACAAUACCUCACAUUUUUUACAAUAAAUCUAAACUCUUGAUUACCAGUGACAAUUUCAUAUUUUUAAUUUUGGUAAUCAUUCGUAAGUACAGAGGAUGUGAAUAUCGACACAAUUUUAAGAAAGUUUUUACCUGAGUAAGAGUUUUGGACACUGGUACAUUGCAGUGAUCAGAGUGUUAAAAAUAAGAGAAUAUAUAUCUUUAAUUGCUAAAUUAUUUUCUGUAAACAGUCGUAAUGCAUCAUUAAACAUUUUUCUUUUACUUCCACACAAAUUUACUCAAACAGUAUAGAUGAAUAUAGAUUUCUUUAUUAUUUUUUAUAUAAUGCCUUGUAAAUAUUUGAAUCAUUGCUGUUAUUACUGUUAUAUACGAUGCAUAUUUAUUACUUUGACUUCUAAGUUUUUGUUAGAUAUCUGUAAGUGUUCAUUUUCAAGAGAUGAUCAUGUGUUGACAUGUAUACAGUGAUCCACCAAGCAGGGUAUUAUACAUUACUCAACCUCAUUGUGAAGUCACCUCAUCAAUAAACAUUCAUAAAGUAUAAUUGAUUGUCAGUUCAUUUGUGCUAUUCAUGUCUAUUGUGUGUGUGUGUGUGUGUGUGUGUGUGUGUGUUAGUUACCAUUUUGUAGUAGGCACAUGUCGAUUAGACACUAGGCCUGUUGUAUAUGUGUGUGUGUGUGUGUGUGUGUGUGUGUGUGUGUGUGUGAGAUAUGUGAGUGAGUGAGAGUAUGUGUGUGUGUGUGUGUGUG
Cherax quadricarinatus is the source of this 6613-nucleotide messenger RNA. RefSeq lists its product as uncharacterized. Gene Ontology annotation, cellular component: chromocenter; nucleus. Gene Ontology annotation, molecular function: chromatin binding. The record is from RefSeq and is a predicted model, not a curated record. NCBI's taxonomy places the organism in Eukaryota, Metazoa, Arthropoda, Malacostraca, Decapoda, Parastacidae.